AUGGUCGAAACAAUCAAAAUCGAAACAACAACAAUACCAAUAACAACAACAACAACAACCAUACUCAUUCUCCUCAUCCUACCUCUUCUUCCUCUUCCUCUGCCUAUUUUUCUGCCUAUUCUUCUCCUUCGUCACCUUCUUCUCCAUCUCCUUCCCGUCGCCCACUCGUUGUCACCAGACUGGCAGGGUGAGCCCGCUCACUCUGGCAGCCUGGAAUGUUUGUUCCCUUUUAGACAAUUCGAGGAGCAACCGACCGGAACGGAGGACGGCGCUAAUGGCACGAGAACUGGCGCGCUACAAGGUGGACAUCGCCGCACUCAGCGAGACCCGUUCUUCCGAACAAGGCCAACUGGAGGAGGUGGAUGCCGGCUACACCUUCUUCUGGAGCGGUCGACCCAGGGCAGAGCGACGGGACGCGGGUGUCGCCUUCGCCAUUCGGAACGACAUCGUGGGACGACUGCCCUGUUUGCCGCAGGGCAUCAACGAUCGCCUGAUGAGCCUCCGCCUGCCUCUCUGGGGAGGCAAAUUCGCCACCAUCAUCAGCGCCUACGCUCCGACCAUGACCAACCCGUCUAAAACUCGCAUGCAACUUUAUUUUAACUUGCUUUGAUGGGACCCCGACGGGUCUUUAAUAAAAAUUAUCUAUCUAUCUAUCAAACCCCGACGCCGUCAGGGCCAAAUUCUACGAGGACCUGCACGCCCUCUUGGCGACUGUGUCGAAGGCGGACAAGUUGAUUGUCCUUGGUGACUUCAACGCCCGCGUCGGCACAGACCAUACUGCCUGGAGAGGAGUGCUGGGUCCCCACGGUCUCCGUGGCUCAAACGACAAUGGUCUGCUGCAACUCCGCACCUGCGCAGAACACCGCCUCAUCCUGACGAACACGUUCUUCUGUCUGCUGGAGCGAGAGAAGGCCACCUGGAGGCAUCCUCGGUCGCGCCAGUGGCACCUGCUGGACUAUAUCCUCGUCCGAAGGCGUGACCAGCGGGACGUGCUGGUGACGAAGGCGAUCGCGGGAGCUAACGGGUGGACCGACCAUCGCCUCGUCAUCUCGAAGAUGCGUAUUCGCCUGCAGCCUCGCAGGAGACCCCAAGGUAAGCUGAAUGUUGCUUUGUUGUCUUUGCCCGCUCAUCAUCUUCAUUUCAGCAAUGAGCUAGCUCAACGGCUAGACAACCUCCCCAUCGCCGAUGCCGCCGCUGCCGAGAACGCCUCCGUGGAGAACCGCUGGUGUCAACUGCGAGACACGGUCCAGUCGACGGCGCUCGCCGUCCUCGGUCGCGCUCCCCGCCAACACCAGGACUGGUUCGACGACAACGACACCGCCAUCAGAAAUCUGCUAGCUGAGAAGAACCGCCUACACAAAGCCUACGUAGAUCACCCCACUGAUGCCACCAAAGCUGCCUUCUACCGCAGUCGCCGCCAACUUCAGCAACGACUGCGCGAGAUGCAGGACGCCUGGACUGCUCGCAAAGCUGAGGAGAUCCAAGGCUACGCGGACCGCAACGAAUGGAAGAACUUCUUCUCUGCGAUCAAAGCUGUCUACGGUCUGCCGACGAAGGGCACUUCUCCUCUCCUCAGCGCCGACGGCAACACUCUCCUGACUGAGAAGACGCAAAUCCUGCAGCGAUGGGCCGAGCAUUUCCGAGGCGUCCUCAACCGCCCCUCCGUCAUCUCCGACGCCGCCAUCGAGCGUUUGCCGCAAGUGGAGACCAACGUGGACCUCGACCUCCCGCCAUCUCUCCAGGAGACCAUCAGGACCGUGCAGCAGCUCUCCAGCGGGAAAGCACCCGGAUCGGACGCAAUCCCUGCUGAGGUCUACAAGCACGGAGGUCCCCAACUGAUGGAUCACCUGACUGCGCUCUUCCAAGAGAUGUGGCGUCAAGGUGAAGUCCCGCAAGAUUUCAAAGACGCAACCAUCGUGCAUCUCUACAAGCGCAAAGGGAAUCGCCAAGUCUGCGACAAUCACCGAGGCAUAUCCCUGCUGAACAUCGCUGGGAAGAUCUUCGCCCGCAUCCUUUUCAACCGCCUCAAUAACCAUCUGGAACAGGGCCUUCUGCCGGAAAGCCAAUGCGGCUUCCGUCGUCAUCGUGGGACCACGGAUAUGAUCUUCGCCGCCCGUCAACUUCAGGAGAAGUGUCAGGAGAUGCGGACCCACCUGUACUCUACCUUCGUGGACCUGACGAAAGCCUUCGACACGGUGAAUUGUGAAGGACUGUGGAAGAUCAUGCAGAAAUUCGGCUGUCCGGAGCGAUUCACUCAGAUGGUGCGUCAGCUGCACGACGGUAUGAUGGCGCGAGUCACGGACAACGGAGCUGUCUCAGAGGCAUUCGCAGUGACCAAUGGAGUGAAGCAGGGCUGCGUACUGGCGCCUACCCUCUUCAGUCUUAUGUUCUCUGCCAUGCUGAUGGAUGCCUACCGCGACGAACGCCCCGGCAUCCGCAUCGCCUACAGGACGGACGGUCACCUGCUGAAUCAACGGCGUAUGCACUUCCAAUCGCGCGUAUUCACAACCACCGUUCACGAACUCCUCUUCGCCGACGACUGCGCCCUAAACACCACCUCGGAAGAGGAGAUGCAACGGAGCAUGGACCUGUUCUCCGCCGCCUGCGAGAACUUCGGUCUGGUCAUUAACACGCAGAAGACGGUGGUGAUGCACCAACCGCCACCCAACUCAGCCACAGCCCCCAACGCGCCGCCGCAAAUCAGCGUGAACGGAACCCAACUGCAGGUGGUGGAGAACUUCCCGUACCUGGGCAGUACUCUCUCCCGCAACACCAGGAUCGACGACGAAGUCGCCAACAGGAUCUCGAAAGCCAGUCAAGCCUUCGGUCGCCUCCAAAGCACAGUUUAG
Messenger RNA from Spirometra erinaceieuropaei, 2849 nucleotides. NCBI's taxonomy places the organism in Eukaryota, Metazoa, Platyhelminthes, Cestoda, Diphyllobothriidea, Diphyllobothriidae. The record is from the annotation of a GenBank genome assembly.